GAAGCGUGUCGGCUUUGAAGCGGCUGAUCACUGCGAGCAGCUGGAGAGCGCCGCUUCCCUUCACCCAUCACACAUCUUCUCCCCUCUCCCUUUCAUCUCGCCCAGAAUGGAUUGCUAGUCAAAGUGCAAUGGAUGAAGAAUGAUGGAAGUGAUCUACUCCAUCCUCCUGGUCCUGUCGGCUCUCCACUCCCGUCUGAUUGUGCGAGCGGACAAGAAAUUCGGCUGCUUUUUUGAAGCUGAUGUGUGCAACCCCUAUGAGAUUUGUGUAAAUGAUGGAAUAUUUGGGAGGUGUCAGCUGGUCACGGCGAUAGACGUAUUCAAAUACGAAGUUUCACCAAACGAUCUUCAGCGCCUCCGUGAUAUCCUACAGGAACUGUCCCUCAAAGGUCUAAUGUGGCAUGAUGAAGCUACACAGCAGGUAAUUGCUAAAGAACUUUCCAAUCUCCACCUGACCCGUCACCUGCAUCCUGAAACUGGUUCUUCAGACAGCUUGAGGGCUACAAAGCAAAAAAUGGCAAGUGAGGAAAAUUAUGAAGGGGCAGAAGACGGUGACCUGCAAAGAUUCAAGUCCCUCCAUCAAUAUCUUCAGUUUCUCAGCGCUUUAUCCCAACCAGAUAAUCCCAUGCCAUCUCAUAAGACCAGAACUGACAAGCAGAGCGAGGCCAUUCAGUCCUCCUCCUCCUCCUCGGAAGAGCUCCCACCCAGAGUCCAAGGGCGAGUACCAUCAGACCAUUUCCCUGCGUCCCAUCAUCCGUACACUGGCAAGAAGCACCAGCAGCCUCAGCUCUUCAGUCCAGUGCAGCAGCAGGACCCUCCUGGGAGUGAAGCUCUUGACAAGGCACAGCUGGCAGCGCUGCUGGAGGAUUACAUGGCGCGGAAGCUGGCAGUGCAGUCAGCUGAGAGGGGAGUCCGUUUGUCAGUCAAACCAGACGUCCAGAGUCAGGAAGCUUUGGCCGCACCAAGGAAGGAACAGGAGGAAGGGCCAAACACGGCCAGGGGCAGGCUGCCGGAUUGGGAAAUGGAUGACCAGCACCGAGGAAUGAAGGAGGAGAGGAUGCCACGUAAACCCAGUAGGAUCAGUGGAAAAGACCCACUGAGUUACCUGGAUGAGAAUUUCAUUCGGUCUGUGGUCCAGCAGCUGGGGACACAGCAUGUGGAUCUGGACGGCCUGACUUCCAACCAGCUGGAUGCAUUGUCCAGUGUCAUAGCCGAUGCUCUCCAGGUUGUGGACAAUGACAGGACAAAAGAAGGGGACAAAAGCAGCCAAGAAGCCCAGCAGAAGGAAGAAGAGGGAACCAUCAACAGGGAUGAGAUCGUGCAGGGAAAACAAGCGGAUGACUUAAAUGAAAGGAUCUCUAUACAGAGGAAAAUUCCCCACACAGAGGAGAUGAGCAGUGAAGAGAAGCAAAUUCUUACUGAAGUUCUGGGUCUUGACGCCUUGUACAUCAACUCUCACAAAAACCAGGUCAAAAGGUUUGGCUUCUCGUCCAGUGGAACAGUUGGUAUAGAAAAUGUGAAAAGCAACACUAUCACCAGAGAGGUGUCCACUGCCAGGAAGUCCAAAAGUGGCAUCUUUGGCUUAGAAGAUGGGUCAGAUUUUGACAAUCAGGAAAUUGAUGGGAAUUUUCUGUACAAAGAAACUCAGAAGAAAAAUUCUCAGCUUGGAGACUUGAGCCUGGAUGUAGAAUCAUCAAAAAACGAUCUUUGUGGAUAUAUCGUGACAGAACAAAACCCCCUGAGUGUAGAGAAAGGCGUGGAAUUGAUGGAAGAUUUGGCACAUCUUCUGAAGUUGCAGAUGAACGUCUUCAGCGAUGUCAAUAUGGUUGGACCAGCCGUGACCUUCCAAGUUGAUGUCAAUGGUCAAAACCUGUCAACUGCUGAUGUAGUGGACAUUGCAGUGGCCAACAAAGGAAAACUGGAAAAGGAAACAGGAUUAAAAAUCUUACAAACUGGCAUGGGUGAGAAGAGCAAACUGCGUGCAUCCCCCCACUGGGCCAAUGAAGAGGACUCGACCAAAUUUAUUAUCUUAACAAUAAUCUCCAUCGUCUGCAUCAUUGGGGUUCUUGUUGCAUCAGGGAUCAUCUACUGCCUUAGGCAUCGCUCUCACCACAAACUGAAGGAGAAGCUGAGCGCACUGGGACAUGAUGCCACAGUCAGUUCAGAUGCCACAAACGCCUACCAGGAGCUUUGCCGCCAACGGAUGGCGAUCAAGACAUCAGAGCGCCCGGAGACUGCCCAUGCUUCUCGCAUCAAUAGUGUCUCCUCUCAGUUCAGCGAUGGUCCACAGCCGAGCCCUUCCACUCGGAGCAGCACUUCCUCCUGGUGCGAGGAGCCAGUCCAGUCCAACAUGGACAUCUCCACGGGACACAUGAUACUGUCUUACAUGGAGGAUCACUUAAGAAACAAAAACCGUCUGGUGAAAGAAUGGGAAGCUCUGAGCGCCUACCAGGCGGAGCCGAACAACAGCAGCAUCGCAGACAGAGAGGAGAACGAAAAGAAGAACAGAACUCAACUGGUGGUGCCAUAUGAUCACUCCAGAAUAACACUCAAAGCUGAAUUGAGUCACUCAAACUCGGACUACAUCAACGCAAGCCCAAUAAUGGACCAUGACCCCAGGAACCCCGCAUAUAUUGCUUCUCAAGGGCCACUUCCUGCCACGGUGGCAGACUUCUGGCAGAUGGUUUGGGAGCACGGCUGUGUGGUUAUCGUCAUGCUGACGCCCUUGACAGAAAAUGGAGUCCAGCAGUGUCACCAUUAUUGGCCAGAUGAGGGUUCAAACCUCUACCACAUCUAUGAGGUUAACCUCGUCUCGGAGCACAUCUGGUGUGAAGACUUCCUGGUACGCAGCUUUUACCUCAAGAACCUCCAGACCAACGAGACCCGCACAGUGACGCAGUUCCACUUCCUGAGCUGGUUUGACCAGGCCGUCCCCUCGUCCACUCGGUCCCUCCUGGACUUCCGCAGAAAAGUGAACAAGUGCUACAGGGGACGCUCAUGUCCGAUAAUUGUUCACUGCAGUGAUGGGGCUGGAAGAACUGGGACCUACAUUCUGAUUGACAUGGUUCUGAAUAGGAUGGGCAAAGGUGCUAAGGAGAUUGAUAUAGCUGCUACACUGGAACAUCUGAGAGACCAGAGACCAAUGAUGGUUCAGACAAAGGAGCAGUUUGAGUUUGCACUGACAGCUGUGGCUGAGGAAGUGAAUGCAAUCCUGAAGGCACUUCUGCAGUGAGAGACCACCAGAGAUUCCACCUGGUUCCAACACCUUAAUCCUGCCGGUCUACAUGAAUGUUGUAGAAACGUGCUCUGAUCUUAGCUGUAUAACUUUUACUUUAACAGCUUUAGAAAGUGUGUCCCUUCAACAUCUGUAUUUGAUGCAAUUCUUAGCUCAAAAAAUAAACUCUGAACGGCUUCAAAGUAGGAAGAAUUAAAGGUUAGAUUAUAAGUGUUUGUAUAUAUGCUUUUCUGGGACUGGACAGAACUGGAUACAAAACCCUCAAAGAAGAUAUUCUAGAACCACACAGUUUUUAAUCAAUUGCAAAGUCAAAGUGUUUUCCAAAAGCAGUCUUUUAACUUUUAUUAAUUUCAGUAUUAGACCAAAGUAUGGUAAGGCUUCUCAGUAUUAAUUCCACAGUAUAUGAAUUCAGUUAAUGAAUCCGAUUGGUAUUUCAUAAUGGUCAUGUGAUUCUACUGAAAGGCAAUCUCACCAUUUGUGCCACAAUGUCUGACCCUACACUGUAGGAAUGCAACUUUCACCUGUGUCCCUGUCUAGUAUAAGUGCACUGCUGGAUACAUAUUUACGGUGAUCUAUCGUGGGAUUUGACGCCAGACCACUGGAAAUUAUUUCAAGGCAGCUCCAGCACAAAAAAGAUCUUCUGAAGAUGUUUUGAAAGGAUACCAUUUAGCAGAAAGUUGCUCAUAUAGUUGGAUAAUUUAGGGAGAUAUCCUGCAAUUGGUUGUACUUAGAUUUUCCCCUUUCCUUGGAGACGCACCCUGCCAAACAACCUCCAGCAUGAAUCUGACCACUGGACCACCUCCUGGUCUUCAGUCUUAGCACCUUUCAAGAUACUCCAUGCCUGGGAUUAUUGAUUAACUUUGCAGUUAAUCAAUUUGGAUCCUUUAUGGUAGAAUCUUUCUGUUGCUCUUGAACUUUUCCCUGUCUUAUUUAUGCAGACAAAUCACAGUCACUGUCGGUCACUUAAGUAAAUAAUAUUAAUUCAAAUAUGAUUUUGGAUCUAUAAUUAGCCAAAGACAAAAAGUUAAAGGUGCCAUGGUUUUGAGUGUGUUGCACUCUUUCACUCUUUGCCUGUGCUGUGUUUGAUCCCUCUGUUCUCAGAAAAAUCAUGUUCAAAAUCCUGCCUAGGAGUUAUUAAUUGGCAGAACAUAAUAGCUGAUUUCAGUUUAGGAUUAUAAAUAAGGCUAGGAUCUGUGCACUGCAUGAGUCUGGUGAUUCAUCCCCUUAUCCAACACCAAACAGAGCUUCAGUAUUUUAUCUCUUUUGCUUCUUUAUCAACUGCAGAAUGGAGAGGACAACAUAAUAAUGAUACUUUUGGAACUCAGAAUAAAUCCCUGACAUUUCACAAACAAAUGAACACAGUCAGUGGAGUGAGGACGGCGAUUAAGUCUGUGGGAAAACUUAGGUUUCUUUCAAUCUGGCCUUAGUAGACACAGUGAAGAAGUGAGUGUGCUUGUCUGAGCUUAAUGUCAAAGGAACCCCAGGAUCCCUGUAGUCAUUGCUCAACUAAACUGCUUCUUUGGUUACAAUAAGUAAGAUAUAUCUCUCUCAUGUGGAUCUCAUCUUUAUUAGUAAAAACAUUCAUUACAGCACUGUUCCCGAUACAGGCUGUGAGUGUAAAUCCAAUGUAGACUCAUGGGGUGAAAGUCCUUUGCUUCUCAUGAAUGCAAGCAUCUUAAAGCCAACGUCACCUUAUCCUGAUGGUUAGAAGUAGUCCAUUGCAAAGAAGUGAUCAUGUUAGUAAAAGUACUUGGAGCAACUUAGCAGUCAAAGAGAUCCAGUGUAUUAAAAUGAAUGUGCAGGCUAUGGAAUCUGUUGAGUUUUGGAGAGCCUCCACGUAUACAUCCUAGGUGUUGUAGUGUGAAUACGUGCAUGCACAUCCAUAGCAUCAUGACAUAUAAUUUUUUAAAGAAGGUCUGGGACUCAUGUUUACUCUCCCUGCCACUCCCCAAACUUUGCACACAUGUUGAAUAUCCCACUGGUGAAGUAUUGAAAAUAUAGUUCUGAGGUUGGAGUCUAGCCAUACUGGUUGAGAUUGAACAGAGUGAGCACUCUCUUUGCAUCUGAUUUAUGUCAGUCCUGCAGUGGGAACACCUGAUUACCAGCUGUUGUUGAACUCUGGACUAAGCCUAUUUAUUGUUGAGGCACCAUGACGGGCCUUUAUUUUUCUGCAGUGUACAGGGACAGCUGGCACAUAGUGCCUAAGCAAACAAAAAAACAUUCAACCCAAAUACAGACAAGCUUAAGUCCCAGGUUCUGUCCCGUCCCACUCAAGAUGACACAACCUCAACCCAGUCAUCUGAGGGGUUUUCCACUUCAGAUUGAGUUUCAAUGUGGACAUGUGGUUAAAAAUCCUAAGUGUUUGAUUUUAUUCAAUUCCGACAACUACUACAGUCUGUUGCAAAUUUGAUGUUGACACAGAAUAUAUAGUCUUUGUCUGUAAAUAGUCCUAGUUAUAUAAAACAGAUUGCAUAUACGCCACUUACAAAUCUAUUUUAAUUGUUUUAGCUUCAUGAAAACAGCAUUCCUUUCAGACUUGCUUGUGGAUUCUUUUUGUGUUAAAUAGCCUAAUGCUUGCUUCUUAUUGAUCUUUCCUUUUAUCCAAUAAAUGAUCUGCUUUAUUUCAUAAAUUAGAACCAAUUUUAUUUGUUUGGUAGUGACAGAAUUUGUGAUGAGAAUUAGUUAUCGACAAUUAACCAGCAAUGUAGCUUGGUCCUGUCAGUACUCUUCAGUUCCAUAUACUUUUGUUGACAAGCUUAAAAAAUUGACUUGUUAUUUUUCCAAAGUUAGUAAUGCAUCAUGACCAGACAUUCCUGAGCAUUUCAAUACAAUUUUGAUUUGGAAUGGAAGAAUUCGACAUAUAGAGUCAUACAGCACAAAAACAGGCCCUUCGGCCCAACUGGUCCAUGCCAACCAAGAUACUCAUCGAAACUAGUCUCAUUUGCAUAUUCUUCAUUCACACUGGGAAAAAAAGUAGUAGUAAUUCUUUUUUGCUGGUGACUUAGGAUAUCUUUAUCAGAUCGUCCACCAAUGAUACAUAAUGCCAAACUCAGUUCCAGUGGGACCAAAUAUUAGAUUGCGGUGGGGUAGCUGUUCUGAUACUGUCUGUUUCAUAUCAUCACCCUAAAAUAAUGUUGACCACAAAAUAUUUUAAUGCAAAAUGCCCAACUGAACCAAACAAUAAUGUUAAAUCUUUGGGUUCUUUUUCUUUUUACAACUAAUUCAAUUAUUUCCUGAAUAUUUUCAAGUAAAAUCUGCAAAAGCUUUAAAAGUAAACAUAAAUGUAUCUUCAAUUUUGCACAAUUUAGAACAUCAGACUGGAUUUUCAUCAUUUUUUAGCUUCCUGGAGGGACAGUUUGAGAGUUUGCGGUGUUUCAACACUAUAAUGUACUUGGCCUGUUCAGGGAAACCGCUGUCUCCCCAGAACAACUGUUGUGACCUGUGUGAUAUCUGGAUCUACACAGUAAACCUGGGUCAUUCUGAAACUGUCUCUUUGCUUACUUCGUAUUAAUUUAUAGUUAUUUAUCUGUACAUAUAACAAUAAAAUAUACAAAAUAUUUUGUUCUAUCUCUUUAAAA
Messenger RNA from Pristis pectinata (smalltooth sawfish), 6810 nucleotides. RefSeq names its product protein tyrosine phosphatase receptor type N2 (gene ptprn2). NCBI's taxonomy places the organism in Eukaryota, Metazoa, Chordata, Chondrichthyes, Rhinopristiformes, Pristidae. Gene Ontology annotation, molecular function: protein tyrosine phosphatase activity. Bases 140 to 3229 code for a protein of 1029 amino acids. Gene Ontology annotation, cellular component: secretory granule. The transcript is spliced from 23 exons. The record is from RefSeq and is a predicted model, not a curated record. Gene Ontology annotation, biological process: protein dephosphorylation.